Messenger RNA from Leptopilina heterotoma, 5073 nucleotides. RefSeq names its product attractin (gene dsd). The record is from RefSeq and is a predicted model, not a curated record. Gene Ontology annotation, cellular component: Golgi apparatus. Gene Ontology annotation, molecular function: protein binding. Bases 128 to 3976 code for a protein of 1282 amino acids. Lineage: Eukaryota; Metazoa; Arthropoda; Insecta; Hymenoptera; Figitidae. The transcript has 12 exons.
AUUGUUUCAGUCAGUCUCAGUCAAUUUUGGCCCGUUGGCCGCACUCUCGACGAUGAGGUGCUGAGAGGAGUCUCUUCGUUUCAUAUUUGCUAUCGGCCAUUGUCUUCUGACAUGGAAACCUAUCAAAAUGGCAGAAGUCAUGCAGAUGUUUUUGUUCCUAUUUAAGUCGAAAUAUCGUCGGAAAAGUUUGUUACGCAAUUAUAAAGGGAACAAUGUUUUAUCCUGCGCAUUAUUGUGGCUAGUGAUAAUUUGGGCGUCGGUGUUACAUUGUGCCGUUAAUGCAACAUCAACGUCAGAUUCGCCCUGUGACCUCGACAGUUGUGUCAACGGGGCCUGUGUCAAUGGCAGCUGCAUCUGCCAUGAGGGUUGGCAAGGACCGGCCUGUCAAUAUUGCGGUGGCAAAGUCAGAUUGACGGAGCCUUCUGGAAGUAUUCAAGACGGAAUUGGUAAUUAUACGACGGAUGUGAAGUGCUCGUGGUUGAUUGAGAGUAAUCCAAAUUCCACGAUACGAAUGCAUAUUGAGGAAUUUGCGACGGAAUGUGGUUGGGAUCAUUUAUACAUUUUCGACGGAGACAGUGUAGAGGCACCAUUGCUCGGUGUCUUUACUGGAUUGAUGCACAAGGAUGGCUACCACAUCCGGAGAGUGCCGGAAGUUAUAGCACGCUCCGGAAAUGCUCUUCUUCAUUUCUACUCAGACGUCGCAUACAAUAUGAGUGGCUUUAAUAUCACCUAUAAGAUAAAUGCAUGUCCCAGCAGAUAUUCGCAUGCAGACUGUUCCGGACAUGGUGUUUGCAUAGAGGGGGUGUGUACGUGUGACGCCACGUGGACUGGGGAAGCCUGUGACGAGCAAGUCUGUCCCAACAAUUGUUCAGCUCACCAUGGUCAGGGCGAAUGCAAUCGAGAGAAGCACCACUGCGAAUGUGCUCGUGGAUUCAAAGGAUCAGACUGCAGUCAGAGAAGUGAGCGCGGCUACUGGGAAUCCAUCACGUACAAGGAUUUUUCCCCGGAAGGCUCAGCCAGUCACUGUGCGAUAGUUUGGAGGGAUUCGCUUUACGUGGUGGGUGGCGAAAGUUUUCAUCGGGCGAAAAUGAUCUAUGUCUACGAUUUCAAUGGAAAUGUUUGGGAAACUCCUCACGUCGAGGGAAAACUUCCACUGCCACGUUAUGGUCAUUCCUGCGUUCUCUUUGGGGACAAAAUUUACUUGUACGGUGGCGUCAUUCAAAAUUCGACAGUAACCAACGAAUUGUGGGCAUUUGAUGUUUCGGCCAAAGUUUGGGAGAACGUCACCGUUCAUGAUGAAUGCAGCAAUCGUUCCAUGUGCGGUCCACUCAAGGUGGCGGGACACACGGCAAAUCUAGUUCACGGGAAAACGGAGAAAAUGGUGAUAAUAUUCGGUCACUCGCCACAAUAUGGUUACUUGAAUACCGUUCAGGAGUAUCAUUUUGGAACACGUGAAUGGCAAAUAGUGGAGACUUAUGGUUUCCCGGUGAAAGGUGGUUAUGGACACAGUUCGGCACACGAUCCAUUGACAAAUCUUAUUUACGUUUAUGGUGGUUGCAUUUCGGAGUCACAACUUUCGCAAACACUAACGAGUAGAUUGUACUCGUACAAUUAUAUGAGACAAGAAUGGAGACUACUGACUUCCGCCCCAUCGGCACGAUUCUUCCACACUGGAGUUUUCAUCACUAGUGGCAUGAUGAUUGUAUUCGGUGGUAAUACGCACAAUGAUACACUUCAUUCGCAUGGCGCGAGAUGCUAUUCGUCCGAUACAAUUGCCUACGAUGCAAUUUGCGAUUCUUGGCAUCAAUUUCCAAUGAAGUGGCAAGGCUCGCCUGAUAAGUGGGAAGAUUCGCCCAAGGAAAUGGUCAAUCUUCCACGAUAUGGACACAGUUCGACGGUUUUUGAGAAAUCAAUGUAUAUUUAUGGUGGUUUCGAUGGACAAAUGCUCUCUGAUAUGCUCAGAUACACGCCUGGAAUUUGUGAGCAUUUAACGUAUCAAAAUUGUUUGAACGCCAGAAUUGGAGUAAAGUGCGUUUGGGACAGAAAGGAGAAUAAAUGUGUGCCAAUAACAAAAAUUGAUAGGCGACGUGAUGAGAGUUAUAUGAAAUGCUUUGAUGAAACACCAUCGCGAGGAAUGACAUCGCUCAAGGAACUUUGUCGAUUAUUGACUGAUUGUUCGGCAUGCGUUCAAACAUCAUAUAAUUGCGUUUGGUGCGGUAAAGUUUGUUCCCAUGAAAUUUGUCAUAUGCGACUUCCGCCAGGACGCGCAGUCGUUACCGAAUUAGAUCAAUGUGAAGCGCACACGGGAAUUGAAUGUCUUCAAUUUCACACGUGUCAAGCAUGCUCCAGUAAUCCUUACUGUACCUGGUCUUGGUCCAAUGGACCCGAUCGAUGUAAACCCAUCGCCAAAAAUCGAGAUCUAAUGGCCAUCAAUGUGACUCAGUCCCAGCGACUGACAAUGGACACGUGUCGCAGUCCAUGUGUGGAGUAUACGUCGUGUAGAAAUUGCACGGAAUCGGAAUGUAUUUGGUGUCAGAAUCAGGGGAAGUGCGUUGAUAGAAAUGCAUAUCCAGCGAGUUUUCCUUAUGGACAAUGUCGUGAGUGGACGACACUUGAUUCACGUUGUCGUGCAACUGAAACGGGAAAAGAGUGGUGUAGCUUCUAUUCGUCGUGCUCGAAUUGUAUUUCCGAUCCGGCUUGUGGCUGGUGUGACGAUGGCUCAGGAACGGGAAGAGGACGAUGUAUGAGCGGCGGAGCUCGACACUGGAACUCUGGAACAGACACAUGCGUUAAUGAUCGGUGGUACUUCACCGAAUGUCCAACUUGCCAAUGUAAUGGCCACAGUACGUGUCUUCCAAAUAGCAGCGUUUGCAUUCAACCAUGUGCUAAUUUAACGUAUGGAUCCCACUGUGAUAAAUGUAUCCCUGGAUAUUACGGGAGUCCUGUUAAUGGCGCAACUUGUCAGCGUUGUUUUUGUAAUGGUCAGGCCAGUCAAUGCACCAGUGAAACGGGAAAAUGUUUCUGUACAACGAAAGGCAUUACUGGUGAUCAUUGUGAACGCUGUGAUGUGAGUGGUCUUUAUCAUGGAGAUCCGACGAAAGGAUCUUGUUUUUACGACCUGGCGAUUGAUUAUCAAUUUACAUUUAAUCUUAGCAAGAAAGAGGAUCGUCAUUACACAGCGAUUAAUUUUAAGAAUUCGCCGCCUAAACCUGAUGUCGACGCAGAAUUCACAAUAACGUGCUCUGUGUUCGCAAAAAUGAAUAUCACAUUCAAGAAGAUCAACAGUCCCGAAUUGCCACUUUUGCACACGAAUUGUUCAACGUACAAACAACGUUUCUACAAAACCGAUUAUAAUUUUGGUAGCGAGGACAACAAUACACUCACCACUUUCUACGUAUACGUUUAUGACUUCCAACCACCAUUGUGGAUACAAAUCUCAUUCUCCCAAUAUUCAAAACUUAAUCUUCAACAAUUUUUCAUCACAUUUUCCACAGACUACAUGACUCCGCACAGGUGUUUUUUCGCUCUUCUGAUGGUGGCAGCAUUCCUCUGGAAAAUCAAACAAAAAUACGACCUGUACCGAAGGAGGCAGAGGCUUUUCGUUGAGAUGCAGCAAAUGGCGAACAGAGCGUUCAGUCAAGUUCUGGUUGAAAUUGAAAAACGUGACAGCAGCGAUUCCGAAACUGAUAGAAAUGAGUCUGAAUUGAAUAAUUCGCGGAAGAAGAAAAAGGAUGCACCGAGUCCAAUUGCUCUUGAGCCAUGUUCAGGGAAUAGAGCAGCGGUUUUAUCAUUGCUAGUCAGAUUACCAACUGGUGGAGAGCCUUAUACACCGGAAGGACAAAGUGCCGGUUUGGCGGUUGCUUCUGCCCUCGUAACAUUGGGCAGUCCUCGAAGACCAUCUCAAGAAUUAACGACAAAGGAGCCGAAGAAAUCGAGAAAAUCAGCCAGCCAACAUCCAGACUCCACGUGCAUUUAGCGGUAAAUUAAACAAAAAAAAUAAUAUUAAUAAUAAUUGAAUAAAAACUCGCCAGGAUAAUGUUUAAUUAGGAGACUUCUCAAAGGUCGUUCCACUUUAUAAAAUUAACUUGCGUCGAUGGAAAGGUCCAAUUUUUCCUCAUUUAGGAAAAAAUAUUUAUCGCUUAAGACUUUGGUGCCUUUUUUUUUAUUUUUGCCAGUUUUGUGUUCAUUUCUCCCUUUUUUUAAAAGAAGACUGGUCUAGCUGAAAUUAAUUAAUUUACUAAUUAAUUAAUAUUGUAUUCUAAAGUUCAAUUUUAUUUGAGCGAGUUUUUUUUCACGCCAAGCUAGAGAAAAACGUAUUUUCAAGUUUUUUUUAAUACCCAUACGUAUUCAUUUUAUAUGUAGUAAUAUUAUUUAGAUGUUUGUUUUUAAUUUUCUCUUCCGUUAGUUUACUGUAAAAUCGUAAAUUUAAUGAAUAGUUUAUUACGAAAUUAAUAAACUAAUUAAAGAUAUUGAUUAAUAUUAAUUAAUAUUAGUUUCUAGUGAUAAAAUGCUAAUUUAAUUAAUAUUGAAAUCAAUUAAUUCCAUCGAUGCGAGAAAUUGUACAGAAUUGUAUAUAUAUAUAAAAAAAAUAUUAGAGAGUCUUUUUGAAGAGUGAAACAUUUUUUUUAUUGUUUCAUUUUUGAAUGCAGGGCUAGGGAGUUUUUUUUUAAUGACGAACGUCCAGGCUUUUUUCUUUGCAAAUUUUUAAAAAUGUUUUAAUUUUUCCUUUUCUAAUAAUUAUCUCAAUGCUUCGGACGUUUUUCAUUAAUUUGACAAACGAAUUUGUAUAAUUAAAAUAAUUAAAUGGUUCCAAGAAUAUUUGGAAAAUUUUCAAAAUAGUGAUUCUGAAACUUAAUGGAACGAAGUCGUUGCAAUAAUAGUGAUAGUUUCGUCUAGAUUUUCACUUUCCAUGGAAUUAACUUCGUCCUUAGGUUUUUAAUACUCAAAAAAGGAAAGCUUUGUUUUUUAGGAAAUUUUCAAUUUAUUAGAUUAAAUAGUAAUUUACUAAUUUUGAUAUUGAAUUCCGUUUCGUUCUUCCUUUCAAGAAUUUUUUAGAAAUCUUUCAAUUCUUCU